GUUUAUCGUCGUGGGGUCUUAGCUGCUCAAGUGCAACCGACAACCAACAAACAGCCUGAGCCCAAGAAGCGGGAACCACCAUCCAUCAGUCGGCACCAGACCGUCUCCGUUGUUGGAUCAGACCGAAAGUGAACGUGAUCGAAAGUGGAAAAGUUAUCUCAAAUACUGCCGACUACCGUGCCAAGAGUGAGGUAAAAGCGAACACGCGCAGAACAAGCAGCGGAACAGAAGUGAUAGAAAUUCAAAUCAAACGAAUCGAAUCGGUUUGUUGGGGAAAAACAUAACGAAGAAGAAAGUGAAUUUUAUUGACGCGACUAGUGUUGAAUCUGUCGGACGGUGUAGCAGCACAGGAUAUAAAUCGGUGCCGGAUCAAUCGAGGAUUGUGAUACCCACCGGAGAGAAUUCCAUCACACCAUCAAAAUGCGACUACCACAGCUACUUUGUGGGGCAAUACUCAUCUGUGUCGUAUCUGCCCAGCAGCAGUACAAGGCCCAAACGGUCAGCAAUGUGCACAGUUCGGAGGAGGACACAUCGGAUGCGUCACCAGCGGCCAGCGGAAACGUAGCGUACCGGGCGCGUCCGUCCUACUCGGCCCAGUACAGUUCCGAAGAAGAGGAAGAGGAAGAACCUCAGCAGGUUUACAAUCGUCGUCAGCAUCAUGCUCAGCAGAACAGCAAAACUAACAAAAAACCGGCCGGUUACUCGAGUGAAGAACUCGAAGCCGAAGAAGAACCCGAUCGAUUGUCACUACUGUUGGAGAAAUCGGAUUUCCACUGCACGGGACGAACAACCGGAUACUAUGCGGACGAAAGUUUAGCCUGUGAAGUGUUCCACUAUUGCCAGGAAAACCAGAAACACUCGUGGAUUUGUCCGGAAGGAUUCACUUUCCACCAGGUGCAUCUAAUCUGUAUGCCACCGUCCAAUGAUAACAUCUGCGAGCAGUCGUCCAAGUAUCACUUCGUCAAUGACUAUCUCUACAAACCACUGAACAUGGAGGAACACAUGACAAAACCCAAUGUUACUCUGAGAUACUCGGAGCGAUACUAUCCGGAGAACUUCUACGUGGACGAACGUCACUACGAUUACGAACGUCAGCAGCGGAAUCAUGAGGAACGUCGUCAACCAGUACAACAGUCGAAGCCCCAGUCCUAUCAUGUUCCCCAGCAGCAAACCAUUCGGAAGCAACCGGUGUACAACAGCCCCACGACACCGUCCUACCGGAUAGUGUCCUCCCCGAGCCCAACUCAUCAGAGUGCGUUCCGCAAUCCAGAGGAAAUCAACAUUUCACUGCAGCAGAGAAGGCCGAGCUACGCACCAACCACCCAACGUUACGAUGAGGACGAAGAUUAUGGUAGCUACGAGCGGAAGUAGAACCCAAAUGGUCAAUUGGGGGUUCCAGGCGUAGCUCUAGGCAUAGCAGUACUACUACAGUAGGUUUUAGGGAUUAGGAAGAGCAAAGUUUGAGGUCUUUUGCCAUUACUGUGACACUAUCACUCUAUGUCUUCUGAUUGUAUAUCAGUGCUUUCUUUGUCAAUUUAACUCUUUUGUUUGUUCUACGUUUCACCUCGACCUCUCGGAAUCGUCCCCGCCGGGGACCUUUUCCGUACAGCUGCAUUCACGGGGGUGACCAUUUUGUUAAUAUUUAGAUACUAAUAUGGUUUGAAUAAAAGUUUAAUUUUAUUAUUUA
Messenger RNA from Malaya genurostris, 1687 nucleotides. RefSeq lists its product as uncharacterized. Gene Ontology annotation, cellular component: extracellular region. NCBI's taxonomy places the organism in Eukaryota, Metazoa, Arthropoda, Insecta, Diptera, Culicidae. Gene Ontology annotation, molecular function: chitin binding. The record is from RefSeq and is a predicted model, not a curated record. The coding region runs from base 421 to 1371 and encodes 316 amino acids. The transcript has 3 exons.